Caenorhabditis elegans is the source of this 1398-nucleotide messenger RNA. It is a transcript of the gene C11E4.7, whose product is annotated as PID domain-containing protein. Lineage: Eukaryota; Metazoa; Nematoda; Chromadorea; Rhabditida; Rhabditidae. The coding region runs from base 29 to 1249 and encodes 406 amino acids. The record is from RefSeq and is marked reviewed. The transcript is spliced from 7 exons.
ACGGUUGCAUUUUUUCAUGAAUGCAUCCAUGAACGAACUUUAUGACGUGAAAGGACUUGGACUUUCUUCAAUGGAUACGAAUAUUAGAAAUGCACCAUCCGUUAUAACAUCGUCCCCUGGACCAUCAGUGUCAAUAUCGUUAAUUUCAGGAUUGACAUUGCUUCCAACUUCGUGCCCACAAUGCCAUAGUUUGCAUACUUUGGACAUAAACAAGCUGAUGUCCUCAAUUUCAAGUCUUAAUACUGCAACUAAAAUAACUCCCCACAUCUCUUCAUCGUCUUGUUUUUUACCUUCAUUCAGUCAUCAAGUUGAAGAGAAUUUUCAAAAACGAAAAAUAUUUAAUGAAAAACCACAGCCUGAAAAAAGAAUUUGUAUGGAGAAUAUGUCGCAUCCAGUUCCAUCAAUUCCAAUCAUUUCCGCACCUUCAAUUCAACAGACCAAACAUCCAAAGCACGUGUUUAAUGAUUGGAUGAAUUUUUUCAGCAGUUUUAAUGGAGCUGUUAACUUGAAACUAGAUGAUGGAACAAAAGGGAACAACUUUUACUAUCAGUUCCAUUUGCAACUAGCACAAUAUUACCAAGACAAGAUGUGUAUGGAAGGAGUUAUUCAGUUAGGAAAACCGUUCAAAUUGGAGGAAACUUCUGACGCGGAUCGCAUGAACAUAAUCACAACUUCUGUUGCUUCCACGUACAAAGCGAUGUAUGACAAAGAAAUAGAACGGUUGACAUUGGAGAACAAAAAUAUGGCUGACAAAAUUAGAACCCAGCAUGCUACGUCGAUUUACUUGUUUCCUGGAAUUGCAUAUGGAAGAAAUCCAAGUGAAGAUUCACCCGAAGUAAUUGAUCAUUUGAUGUUCGAAAUAAUUUACAAGGGGUUUAUGGAAGUUACACCCGAAAAAGAUACAAAUAAUUUUGGGAAACAAGUCCAUGGUGUGCUCACAUCAAUAAAUUGCAAAACGAGAAAUGAAUGCUCAACGAGAGUUUCAAUGAUGACUGUUUCUAACAGCGAAAUUGUUGUCCAAAUUCCGUUUACAUCUCGGAUCAAAAUCUCAAACAUUCUGGCUGUUGGUAAGUAUGGCGAAGACCGAAACUAUUUCUGUAUUGCAUAUCACAAUUCGAAAACUGUGGAGCAUGUUAAAAUAAUUGUUUUUUGCACACACAGUUGUUUUACAUCAUCAGAUAUUGUAAAUUCUAUAAUACGUAAGACGGCUAUCAAUAAAGGACGUGAAGCAUUGAUGAUACAAAUCUAAGAACACCGAAGACAAAUAUAUAUAUAUAUAUAUAUAUAUAUAUUGAUAUCUUAAGAAUUUGAUUCACGUUGGUGCUUGUAUAUUUUACUUGCGAGAAACCAUUGUCAUAUUUAAAAUAACUUCUCAUGAAUAUUCUGUUAAUUUCAUUA